AUGGGCACAACCUCCAAAGGGAGGUUUGCGUCCAUGCCCCCAGACACUCCGUUGGACGGCCCCGCCGAUUCCACACCCUCCGGUGAAUCGAACACCGACCCCGCGCCGCCCGCGACAUCCAGCGAUGGACCAGAGAAGGUCCAUCAGAAGGCUGAAGCGACCGCGAGCGCCAACCCCGAAAAGCCCUCUCCGACAGAACCAGUCCUGAGAGGCACGAACCAGGAACUUCGCGAGAAGCUCGAAGAUGCCCAAUCGACCAUCGCUGAUCUCAGAGCAGAGAUCAGGAAGCUGGAAAAAGCGGCCGCAUCUCGCAAGAUCGAGGAAGAUCAGAUGCGCGAAAAGGUUCGGCAAGAAAUGGUCGAACAGUUCGCCAUGCUCGAAGCGAGAGGCGACUACGUAUUCGCUCAAGCAGAGGCCAACCUGCAGAGCAAGAUCGACUACGAGACAAAGGCGGCCAAUCUCGAUUCAGAACGAAAAGAGUGGCAAGACCAACUCAUCAUCGCGGAAGAGCAGCUGGUCCCCGAGGAGAUUCGCGUGGACAUGUUAGCUACCUCGGCCAGGAUAGCAGCGGCGUCGGAACCUGAGACUGAUCCAGACCUCACCUAUGCCAAAGUGGUCUGCGAAUUGCUCGCCAAGCAGGUUACGCUCCAUUUGCGAAACCAGGAGGACUACAAGAAGCUUGUCGACAUCGGGGUCGCGAAAGUGUCAGCACAGAAGAAAGUGCAGGCACAGACCAAAGCCGAAAAGACAACGGCCCCUCUCCAGCUUCGAAACGAGUAUCUCGACGACAAGCAGAGUAGAAUCAUGAAUGUUUUCAAGAUAGUCACCGAAUGGCACCUCGACGAUCUCGACGCCCGCAGUAAGCACAUCAAGGAUGCGCGGGCCACUAGUCUGCUGCCUGCAGAGGGCCGAAAAUAUAGUCUCCUAGACUUGCAGAUGGUCAAGUUGUUGGAGCAUAAAUAUCUUGCAGGGUACAUCGAUUGCACCAUGACCUAUGAAUAUAGGAAAGCCGCUUCCCUCGACUACGAAGUAGAUGCAAAGACGUAUGCUUACCUGCACGAUACGGCCAACCCGAAGAACCCUUACCAGAUUGGUAAGAAGAUUGGGUACGAGUUCGUGUGGCGGGCGCUUUGCCGCGAUAAGGGAAGGCCAAACUGGGACGACAGUCUCGACACGCGCAUAUGGUCUCCCGAAAACAUCUGGCCCAUGACGCCCGAAUACCUACCGAAAGGUACUUUCGACGGUGUUGUACUCGGUUUAGAACAGGCCGAGCAGGAGUUCAAGGACAGAAUGGCGACGGAGUCAGGAAAGACCCCUACAGCGCCUUUCACGAAGCCUGGCCAGAAGGCCGCCGGUCCUAAAAUGCCGCAACCCGAAACCUCUCAGAAGAGUGGUCAGAGCCAGCAGCGCAGCCAGAACGGGCAGCGCAGUCAGAACGGGCAGCGCGGCCGAGGCCAGCAACGCGACCAAGGCCAGCAACGCGACCAAGGUCCACAGCGCGGUCAGGGUCCACAGCGCGGUCAGGGUCCACAGCGCGGUCAAGGUCAGCAACGCGGUCGCGGCCAGCAGCACGGCAACCCGCAAGACCAACACCGCGACGAAGCCCAAGAGGAUGGGCAGACUCGUCCACCUCCCCCACCGACGGCAGCACAGCCGCCCGAUCGUUACUUUGACGAAGACCUGGGCAGAUGGAUGGUACGGUCGGAUAUCUCUUCCAGAUAG
Messenger RNA from Alternaria ethzedia, 1722 nucleotides. RefSeq lists its product as uncharacterized. Gene Ontology annotation, molecular function: transcription coactivator activity. The coding region runs from base 1 to 1722 and encodes 573 amino acids. Lineage: Eukaryota; Fungi; Ascomycota; Dothideomycetes; Pleosporales; Pleosporaceae. Gene Ontology annotation, biological process: positive regulation of transcription by RNA polymerase II. Gene Ontology annotation, cellular component: nucleus. The transcript has 2 exons. The record is from RefSeq and is a predicted model, not a curated record.